This is a messenger RNA of Quercus robur (English oak), 2204 nucleotides long. Its product is annotated as probable CoA ligase CCL8. The record is from RefSeq and is a predicted model, not a curated record. Bases 201 to 2084 code for a protein of 627 amino acids. Gene Ontology annotation, biological process: fatty acid metabolic process. Gene Ontology annotation, molecular function: medium-chain fatty acid-CoA ligase activity. The transcript is spliced from 17 exons. Lineage: Eukaryota; Viridiplantae; Streptophyta; Magnoliopsida; Fagales; Fagaceae.
UUCUUUCAAUCAAGAACUAAGCACACAAACCCAACUUUGAUACUGUCUGUCAUUAAUUGAUUGUGCCAAAAAAAACACCAACUACCGACUUGAAACAGUCACAUGACACACCACACAUAAUAUUGAAACCCAACCAAUUCACACACGCAAACCUAUAUUUUUCAGCACCCAUUAUUAACAGUCAACUACUUUCUUCAGCAAUGAAUUCUUCAUUAAUAAAUAAAUCUUUCAACUACCAGUUAUUUAGGCCCACUUUUACUUCUUCUUCUUUGCGUUUGGGAACUAAUUUGUGUCGUUGUCUUGCUCUCUCUGUAAGGCGUAUCAGGAGCCAAGCUUGUUGUUGUCGUGUCUCUGCACCUCGGUCUUACUCCUCGUCACAUUCUGGGACAUUUAUGGAGGUGGUCAAAGCAGUUGGUCGGCAGGGGUCUGCUGCCCCCGAUAGUGUUGCUAUUAGAGCUGAUCAGCAAAGUUAUAGUUACAGACAAAUCAUUUCAUCUGCAGUGAAGAUAUCUAAUUUUUUAAACUACAGUGACAUAAAAACUCCUUGUGAAGCAAGGAAAGAUGAAAAUCCUUCUCUUUCUAUUGAUGGCAUGGGUAAACAAAGACAUCUUGGUGGAGCUCGAAUAGGAAUUGUGGCCAAACCUUCAGCUGAGUUUGUUGCUGGAAUAUUAGGGACUUGGUUUAGUGGAGGCGUUGCAGUUCCGCUAGCACUCAGCUACCCAGAGGCCGAGCUCUUACAUGUGAUGAAUGAUUCGGAUAUCUCCAUGGUACUAAGUACCAACGAUCAUCGUGAGUUACUGCAAGAAGUUGCUUCAAAAUGUGCUGCUCAGUUUUCUAUUAUUCCACCUGUUCCCAGCACUUCUUCACUGAAAAAUGCUCAUGAUCAUUCACAUCCUGGAGAAAUAGAUGAACUUGGAAUUUUGCGUGGUAGUAUUGAGAACUCAAGUGAGGAUCCGGCAUUAAUUAUAUAUACAAGUGGUACAACAGGUAAACCUAAAGGAGUUGUUCACACUCACAGAAGCAUCACUGCACAGGUACAAACAUUGACAGAAGCUUGGGAGUAUACAUCGGCUGAUCAAUUUUUGCAUUCCUUACCAUUACAUCAUGUUCAUGGCCUUUUUAAUGCUUUGCUAGCUCCUCUCUAUGCGGGUUCAACGGUUGAGUUUAUGCCAAAAUUUAGUGUAAGGGGAAUCUGGCAGAGAUGGCGUGAGUCAUAUCCAGUUGAUGGGACUAGGGCUGAAGAUGCUAUAACUGUAUUUACAGGAGUUCCAACUAUGUAUACUCGACUGAUACAAGGUUAUGAAGCAAUGGAUCCAGAGUUACAAGUUGCUUCUGCCUCAGCAGCAAGAGAGUUGCGACUUAUGAUGUGUGGUUCCUCGGCACUCCCUCUACCUGUCAUGCAACAAUGGGAAACCAUCACUGGGCAUCGCCUUUUGGAACGAUAUGGCAUGACUGAAUUUGUCAUGUCAAUAUCAAAUCCUUUAAAAGCUAUGCGGAAGCCCGGGACUGUUGGGAAGCCAUUUCCUGGUGUGCAGGUCAAGAUUCUAACGGAGGAUGAGAAUGGAGACAAUACAGAUGGGGUGGGUGAACUUUGCGUUAAAAGCCCUUCAUUAUUUAAGGAAUACUGGAAACUUCCUGAGGUAACUAAGGAAUCAUUUAUUGAUGGUGGCUUCUUCAAGACUGGAGAUGCUGGUAGAGUGGAUGAAGAUGGAUAUUACGUCAUUUUGGGACGUACAAGUGCUGAUAUUAUGAAGGUUGGUGGAUACAAAUUAUCUGCAUUAGAAAUUGAGUCAACUAUUUUGGAGCAUCCUGUUGUUGCAGAAUGUUGUGUGCUGGGCUUACCAGACAAAGAUUAUGGAGAAGCUGUUUGUGCAAUUAUUGUGCAUAAAGUGGAUGCAAAGGUAAAACAGGAGGAAGAUUUGAAGCCUGCAAUAAGCUUGAAAGAACUCCGCUCUUGGGCUAAAGAAAAACUUGCACCUUACAAGCUGCCAACCAAAUUGUAUCUAUGGGACUCACUGCCCCGUAAUGCUAUGGGAAAGGUGAAUAAAAAAGAGCUGAAGAAAGUGCUGGCUGCUAAACAAUAAGUGUGUAUUGACUUUAGAUCAAAAUGAAGCAUGUAACACUCAGCGUGCGUUUUGUCUUUUUUUUGGCUGGUCCCACGGCACUAAGUUAUUAAUAAAACGCAGCAACAAUAUUUUGUUACA